AUGGGGACAAGUUUCAGCUCAAACUGCGGAUGCAUGACAGUGUUUGCUUCAGCGUGGCAAAAAACUUCUUCAAUGUGGUCUUCAAAGUCACAAAGCGAAAGGCCAACAAUUCUUGAAGAAGAUGACACUCAUUCAGCAGAUCUUUUAUCAGAACAAGAAAUUCAAAGGCUACUGAAUGAAAGCCAAGAUUACUACAAUUCAGAUCCGAAAAAUUUUAGUUUCCAUAAAUCGAAAUCUGACCUGUAA
Molecule: messenger RNA, 246 nt
Organism: Blepharisma stoltei
Lineage: Eukaryota; Ciliophora; Heterotrichea; Heterotrichida; Blepharismidae
Source: the annotation of a GenBank genome assembly